AUGACGGACAGCCUGGACCCCUCUCUUUUGAAACUGUACGAGCCUUUGCGGAAGGUGGGCAGCGGCGCUUACGGGCACGUCUUCAGGGUCCAGGACCGUAAGACCAAAUAAACCUUCGCCCUUAAGAAGAUUUUCGACGCAUUCCAGCACAGCACUGACGCACAGCGCACAUACCGCGAGAUCAUGUUCCUCCAAGAGAUCUCCCACCCCAACAUCGUGCGCCUGCACAAAACCUUCCGCGCGCGAAACGGCAAGGACGUUUACAUGCUCUUCGAGUUCAUGGAGGCAGACCUCUACCGCGCCCUGCACGACCGCAUCCUCGAAGAAGUUCACCACCGCUUUAUCGCCUACCAACUCUUCAAGGCCAUCCACUAUCUCCACUCAGGCGAGGUCAUCCAUCGUGACAUCAAGCCCUCCAACGUCCUGCUCAACGCGGAAUGCACUGCCAAGCUUUGCGACUUCGGGUUGGUGCGCUCUCUGACACAGUGCAACCAGAGCUAGGCGGUCAUGACCGAACAUCUCGCGACCCGAUGGUACCGUGCCCCGGAAAUCCUUUUGGGAAGUCAAUCUUAUGGCCGCGGCGUUGACAUCUGGUCUCUCGGCUGCAUCCUGGCUGAAUUUUACCAUGGUGGCAAGCCCCUAUUCCCUGGCAACUCGACUGUCGAGCAACUCGAACUCAUCAUCGCUGUCCUGGGCCAGCCGUCUGCCCAAGACGUCGCGGAUAUCGGGGCAAAGGCAGCCGAACAAGUGCUGGCAGGGUUAUUAACACCCGAACGGAAAAGGCUCAGUGACCUGCUGCCUAGUGCCCCGCCAGACGCUAUUGAGAUCAUCCGGGCAAUGCUCAGUUUCAGCCCGCUAAAACGGCCGAGCGCACAGUCACUGCUGCGCUCGGCCUUCGUGAGCCGCUUCCGCAACGAAAAAGAUGAGCUAAUUUGCAAGGAGCCGAUCCGAGUGCCAGUGCACGACAGCGUCAAGCUGGGGCUCAAGGAGUAUCGCAAUCUGAUUUACGAAAGCGCGGACCGCAGCCGGCUAACCGAGCGCGAGCUGCUGCGAGAGGAGCGAAGCACCCGCUGCGAGUUCACAGUAAGGAAGCACGUUUUCCGAGGCGAAGAGAGGCGGCACGGCGUAUAUAAGCGCAAGCAGACCCUGGAGAAGUAG
Molecule: messenger RNA, 1158 nt
Organism: Hippocampus zosterae (dwarf seahorse)
Lineage: Eukaryota; Metazoa; Chordata; Actinopteri; Syngnathiformes; Syngnathidae
Product: extracellular signal-regulated kinase 2-like
Biological process (GO): protein phosphorylation; intracellular signal transduction
Cellular component (GO): cytoplasm; nucleus
Molecular function (GO): ATP binding; MAP kinase activity
Source: RefSeq, a predicted model, not a curated record